This is a messenger RNA of Fonsecaea multimorphosa CBS 102226, 1722 nucleotides long. RefSeq lists its product as uncharacterized. Gene Ontology annotation, biological process: L-tyrosine biosynthetic process; aromatic amino acid catabolic process. The transcript has a single exon. Gene Ontology annotation, molecular function: L-2-aminoadipate:2-oxoglutarate transaminase activity; pyridoxal phosphate binding; aromatic-amino-acid:2-oxoglutarate transaminase activity. NCBI's taxonomy places the organism in Eukaryota, Fungi, Ascomycota, Eurotiomycetes, Chaetothyriales, Herpotrichiellaceae. Bases 1 to 1722 code for a protein of 573 amino acids. The record is from RefSeq and is a predicted model, not a curated record.
AUGGGUUCUAUCGACGAUACACUCAAUGGAAGCUGCGGCCACAUCGUCUCCCAAGCUAAUGGACCUGGGCAAUGCAGUAUUCCAUGCCAAAAGGGCCAUCCCUGUCUUAAAGACCUUGGUAUACUGCAAAGAACUCUGGCCCCAACCACAACGGCAGACCUGUUCAAAGCAGAUUGCUAUGGCCAAAAGCCAAAAUCAGGAAUUGAUGUUAGGAAGUUUCUCAGUCGCGAAGGACGCGUUCGACAGCCAUCGUCUCUAAAGGCCAGUGUGGCGGAGUUGGGUGAAGAUAUGAUCAGUUUGGGCACUGGCCGUCCAUCUCCAGACACAUAUCCGUUUGAGAGUAUGAAGUUUGCAUAUUCUUUGCCCAAUGCUACUGCUUGGACUGCCCAGCCUGUCAAGAUUAACGGCUCCGAGGGGAAGCAGGAACCAGCGGUGGUACGCAAGCAAGAUCCGUUGGCUUCGAUCGAUUUGUCAAUUGCAUUGUCUUACGGCUAUUCUCUUGGGUGCGAACAACUCAUUCAAUACCUUGCCACCCACGUCUCUCAUGUUCAUUCUCCACCCUAUUCAGACUGGGAGAUCUGUCUCACUGGAGGGAACACAAUGGCAAUGGAGACUGCUUUUCGCAAUUUCACAGACCCCGGUGAUUUUGUCCUGGUGGAAGAAUACACCUAUUCGGGGAUGAUAGAGGCAGCGACACCAUUGGGCUUGAAGUUGGUCCCUGUGGCAAUGGACGGAGAUGGAUUGAGUCCCCAAUCUCUGAACAACAUCCUCUCCACGUGGAAUGAAUUCCAUCCGGGAAAGCCGGCACCGCGGUUGUUAUACACGAUACCGACUGGACACAACCCCACCGGUAUAACUCAACCCCGGCAUCGGCGGCAGGAGAUAUUGAAUGUUGCUGAGAAACACGACAUCAUGAUUCUCGAAGACGACCCGUACUAUUACCUAAAUUUUCCCCAGGACCGUGGAGAACCAGACACAAUCGCCCUCCCGUCUUACCUCUCGCUCUCCAACACCGGACGCGUGAUCAGGCUCGACAGCACGUCCAAAAUCCUUGCGCCGGGACUCCGGCUGGGUUGGCUAACAGCGCCUAAGUCGGUAGUCGAGACAUUUCAAGCCGCCCACGACCUAGGAUUUAUCCACCCCAGCGGCCUCAGUCAGUUGGUCGUGUACAAGCUAGUAUCGGAGACAUGGGGACACGAUGGAUUCCUGCAUUGGCUGAAGGCGUUGGCGGGCAACUACCAAGAGAGAGCCUCAGCAAUGCUCAAAGCUAUGGAAGUGGAGCUGGGAAGGGGAGUCCUGGCAGAUAUAUGCUCUUGGAGCGACAUCCGUGCGGGCAUGUUCAUCUGGCUCAGGGUCGACUGUAGCAGGCUGACAGACAUGGCCCGCACCCCAUUGGAUGCAGAAGCAAGGCGCCAAGCACUGUUGAGCAUCGAGGACAAGAUCUACAUGGAGGGGUUGAAGGAAGGAGUGCUACCCUGUAAAGGCAGCCUCUUUCGAACACCCACAAUGGCCGGCACCGGUGUUGUCAAGAGUAAAGUACAACCUGAAAGCGAGCCUGGAAGAUCUCUAGACAAUGACGGAAAUGCUGUCUUCUUCCGCCUCACCUUUGCAUCUGCCGACGAGGCAAGUCUUGUCAGGGCAGUUGGACGGCUGGGCGUAGCGCUCCGCAGAAUAUUCACCCCGGUGUCCGGGGAAGGAACGCCAGAGACAUCUUGUGCCUAG